CCCUAAGGUGAAACUUCCACACCACCUCCCCUGGUUUCAGGUGUAAUCAUAAACCAGCUCAAGGCAAUUAUGGGUAAUGUAGUCCCGUGGCUCACGCCUGUCUGUUUGAACCAGCGGUGCCAGGUUCCUGCUAGACUGCACAUUCCAGCAGGCAUUGCUCAGCUCUCCAAAGAGGGAAGCUCGCCAGGUGUGCUCCAGCACCACCUGAACCCUGAGCACGCCAGAGUGUUUCAAAGCCAGAGCAGGAAUAAGUGCUCCUUCAACAGUACUGAUGUCUUGAACAAAGACAUAAUUUGGAUCUAGGGAAAAGCUCUUCGUUUCCAGAAUGGAGGAAAAUUCUUCCAGUAGUGGAACAGAUUCCCUAAGCAGCGGAGAGAUUCCACGAAGCCGGUCAGAGGGGACUUUGAUUGAUGUGGAUGACCAGACACCUUCAGACAGCUACAAUGCCAAUGAAAGUAAGCUGGAUUUGGAUAUUGACUGGCCUGGUGUAUUCAAGCAUGCCCAAUCUGUUUCCAAGACUAAUCCUUUCUGGAAUGAACUGUCAGGAUCCAACCCUUUUGUACAUGACAUAGCUGCUUCCAAUAGAAACGAAAAUAAUAUGCGUCUUUCUAUCUUAAAGGAAAAACCUUAUUGGUUCUCUAAAAUUUCAAGCAAUAGGGACUCUUUGGAUUCCUCAGGUGAUGAGCUAGAUAUUGACUGUCUACUAAGAAAGACUUCAGCAAGAAGAUCUGGACGAUCCAAGAGUGUCUCUGACUUCCUGGAUAUAGUUGAUAACCAAAGAUUUAAUCCUCACAAGACAGCCCCUCAAAAAGCUACUGCAUCUGAUAUGACAUGGUUUCAGAAUGACCGUGAAGCCUACAAGAUGGCUUGGCUGAGCCACCGACAGCUCACCCGAUCCUGCCUGGAUUUAGAAGCCAUGAGCCACAGCCCUGGGUGGGCACAAACACAAGCUACAGACAUUCAUGUAGUUUGUAAACUGAAUCACGAAGGGGGCUCAGUGCAGCUACCUGACUCAGAUAUCAACAUUCGUGUCCCUGUGGGUCAUGUAUUACCAGGAGAAUUCCAAGAAGUUGGUUUAAAGGCUAUCCUUAACCCUCCAUUGUCAUGCAACAAUGAGCUGUCCAGCACAGUAAGUCCUCUGAUAGAACUUACACUGAGCAACCUCAACACAAGCGAAGCCAUUUUCCUAGAAGUGAAAGUUGCAGCUAAAGUGAAGAGUGAUCCACUCAGCCAAGUUAUGUGUGAUAUUGUGUGUUUUUUUAGUCUCAACAAAGAAGGACCUUUUAAGAAGCUAGAGAAUUGCUAUAUUUAUCAAGAUACCAUACAAGUGAAGCUAACAGACCUAAGUCAUGUGAUGUAUGCAGUGAUUGCUGUACAAGCAAGCAAAAUCCAGCCUCCAGCAACUAAUGUGUGGGACUAUGUCCAUAGAACAGUCUCAGUUGGAAUUUAUGGUCCCAAAUACAUUCAUCCAUCUUUUACAGCAGUUUUUACAGUCUUUGGUCAUAAUUACAUUCCAGGAAAACUCACGAUUUGCGAUAUAAAAAAAGGGGGGAAAAGUAUGCCUCCUGUGGUGUUUCAGCUGUGGGGAAAGCAUACAUUUCUGCUUGAAAAACCACAAGACCUAAACAUUUCUUUGAUAUCUUGUGAUCCAGACUUUCAAGUAAAAAUGGAAGAUCAAAGCAAAAAUAUUAAAAAGGAGGAGUUGAAAACUGGUGAAAUGGUCCGCCAACAAUUCCUGUUUUCCAUGCUUGGAUGCAGGGAGAUGCAUUUCUUUGUUUUCCUUGUUCAGAUUAAAAUCUUGAAAAGUAGCCAAAUAACACAGUUCCAUGUUACGACUCCUGAUCCAGCUCCAAAAUUAAGUGGAAUUAUUAAUCGGCCAAAGUGUCUACAAAACCGCAAGGAAAUCAAGUCUGCACCAUGGCUUUUGAUACCAACAAUAAAAUACCCAAAGUUUCAAGACAAAACUUUGACUGUCAACACUUAUGGAGUGGCUUUGAAAACUGUGUUACGUCAGAAUAAGAUUGACUAUUUGCUGGAAUAUUUUAAAGGAGACACAAUAGCUCUGCUUGGUGAAGAUAAAGUUAAAGCCAGCGGACAAACUAAAAUGAAAGAGUGGUAUGUGGGAGUUCUCAGAAGAAAAAUUGGUCUUGUACAUUGCAAAAACAUUAAAGUGAUUUCUAAAGAACAAGCUAUGGACACUGCUGAUAGUGAGCUAACAACCAGGAAUCUUGUUGAACAAAUUGCAUUGCCAUUCAAAAAACUGACUUAUAUCUACUCAGUAGUUCUAUCUACAGUGUCAGAGAGUGUUUAUGACUGGAGAGCUUUAGCUGAGGUGUUGGGAUACUCACAUAUGUCUUUGGAUGACUUUAAUGAGGCACAGAUUGAUAAAGAAUCAGAAAGAGUUGCGCAUGUUGUGAAAAAGAUGAAGCAAGACUGCCAUGCUAACAAAAAAAAAAGACUAUUUCUUUAUGAACUCAUUGUUGCACUUUUGAAAAUAGAUUGCCAGGGAUUAGUGGCACGUCUUACCCAGGACACCAUCAUCUUGACUUCAGCUGUCAAGCUUGGCAAAAGCUGGCGGGAGCUCGCGGAGAAGCUAGCCCGCCUCACAAAGCAGCAAAUAGAGGCUUACGAAGUGCCCCACCACGGGAAAAAUGGAGCAGUGGCUCUGGAGAUGAUGUGGAAACCUGCAUAUGACUUUCUCUACACUUGGGCUGCCCAUUAUGGAGAUGGUUACAGGGAUGUCUUACAAGACCUGCAAUCAGCCUUGGAUAAAAUGAAAAACCCAGUAACAAAACAGUGGCGAGAGUUAACUGGAGCUCUGAUUCUUGUAAAUUGCAUGGAGGUGUUAAGAGCAAGUGCCUUUUCCAAAAUGGAGGAAGAGUAAUGGACAUAAUACAUUUUUGGAAAAUCUUUUAGGAAACUAUACCACUGUGUAGAGUUUAUCUGUGUGCUUAUGUUUCGGAGAUACUUGUAGAGAAUGACAGAAUGAAGUUUGUUUUAACUGAGCUGAUGUUGGGUCUAGCCCGAUGGUUCUCAGCUACAGAUUGCCAGAGCGUGCUAGUGGCUUCUGAGUAAAUAAGAAAAGAAUGGGGAAUUAAACUAAUGAGGUCAACAAAAAUGACUUGUAUUCUAUGGGAUAUUUUCUAAAAGGAGCUGUUUCUGAUUGCACUGACUUCUACGAAGAGAUCAGUUUAAAAAACAGAACUAUUCAUGAGGGAGUUCAGCAUGUGGAGCCUAGGUUUACAUUGUUUUCAGUGAAGUAUUAAAAUCUAAAUAUUUAAUACAUUUAAUGUUUGGUGCUCAAACCCCUCAGCUCUAAUUCAGUGGGUGCAGGUUAGCUUACAAAAAAACCUUUAAGAUUUUUUCAUCCUCAUCUGGGACAAAACUAAUCUAAUUGUCUCACCACAAAGGAAUUCAACAGUUCCUGGAAAAAUAGGUGUGUGCUGCACACACUCAAAAAAUAGGUGUGUGCUGCACUUUUCCAAAACAGCUUCUGGUAUCUAUUUUAAAGACUCAAGAGAGACAGAAGAUAAAAUCUCAAAACCGUUUGGUUUUGAUUUAUUUGUUGAUGCAACUCAACAGGGUUUUGUCUCUUUUCAUAUUUUUGUUAGUUUAUAUUUCUGCCAUUUUUUUCUACAUUCUGCUGAAUGGAAAUUACAGAAAAUUCCAGAAGCCUUCUUUAUGCACACUGUCCAUCCCUCUGAUCAUUUCCAUAGUCCUUCCCUGUUGCUUUUAGGUAAGUACAAUAGGGAAGGAGACUUUGUAGGUACAAGGACUGGAAACAAUUCAUACCCGCAUCUGUUGAUUGUUUUCUUCUACCUCACUGGAUAUGGAAGAUGACUUAUUUUCUCAAAAAAAGUUAACAGUGGAGUGCUUUUAAGAUUAAUUUAUUUGUGGAGCAAUUAAUUACAACUAGUCAUAUGUUCUAAAAAGAACCCUGCUUAGAUUCUACCAGUAAAAAUCUUCCAAUAACUGAGUAGCUUAUUAUAAGUACAGAAAAUACAGGUUGAAUAAUAGUUACAGGCUGAGAAAAUUUUUUAAUAAAAUUUUUAAUGUAUUAAAUAUAUUUUUAGAUAAGUGAUAGAUUUAAAGGUUAAAUCCAUUUUGCGCUCCUUUGAUCAACAUUCAUUCAGAAACAUCAGCAGAUACACAAGACAACCAGUUGAAAAGAUAAUUGGCAUUCUGCCAUCACUUGUGGUUGACAAGACAAAGCCAAAUUCUUUCAAGAAUAGCAAAAUACAGCACUUCAGUCCAGAAACUGCGCUUCCUCUGUUGUCUUAGUUUAUUUCUGCUAAGGGAGGUUUUGUGACUCUAAGUAAAACUACAUUUAGACAUUUUUCUUCCCCUCUCCUUUCCUCUAACCUUUUUCUUUUCCACUUUCAUUAAGCUUUCCCAAUGUAUCCAUAGCUCAGGAAGGGGGCUGAGGAAGGAGUACUUGCCAGGAUAAUAGGUAAAUUCAUUCACCAGAAGGUCCUCUAGCAUCAGGGCAUUUUCUGAAUUAGUAUGCAUACAAGUUAUCUGUCUUCAGAGGACUUGCCCUUGGUUUGCAGGACAACGAGGAAUUCAGUCCACAGAGCACUAUCUGCUGUUGCUGAUCAAGGAAAGGUAGAGAAAAAGGAGCCAGAUUAUCAAAGCUCCCUGCUGUUUCAGGUGCCAGCACCGAUUUUAUAUCUUUCCCCACAGAGUUUUAAGAAGAGCUGCAGAGAAAAUAGAAAUUUCUCUUGUGAUCUGCGCUUCAGUGCAGAGACAGCUUGUCCUUCCUUCUGCAGGUAGUGAAGCCCCUGAAAGAUGAGAAAGUAGGUUGUCCCACUCUUUUGUGCUGCUAGGUAAGGAAAAGGUAUAAAAUAUGUUAAAAGAUGUUUUUAAAUGUAAAAAAGACACAUGCAAAUAUUGGAGUAUAAAAUGUUAAGAACUAAUACAAACUUGCUGAGAUUUUUUUUUAGGUUUCCUAGACUGCUUCUGCUUCUACCUUAGACCCUGCUCUUAGCAGACUGUGAAACCUGAACAGGAUUUUGUAGUGGUGCAAGAGGUCGCACGCCAAAUCAACUUAAAACCUCAGGGAAAUAUACUUUUUCCUUCCUCAGAGCUGAAAUACCAGAGGAGAUCACAAAGCAAAUCUUUCAGCUUCACUCGGUUGUCUUACUAUCUGCUUUUCAUGCAUCCAAGCAGGCUAUGUUCCCUUGCUUAAAGCCCUGUUAUGUCAAUUUUUAAAACCAUUUUCCUUUCACUUUUUUCCCUCUUUUGUUAACCUGGCUGCAACAGCUAAGCAACUCAGCUUGCAUCUGCUUCUGAAAGUGAGACUGUGCUUCCAUCCUUUUCUUCCACAUCUUAAUUUCUUAUCUUUAGUAAAUGUGUGUUUACUUUCUUUUUCAAAAGGACAUGUAGUAAUUUCUUUGUUCAGUCCUGUGUUUUUCUGUUAUGAAUACCAGUCAAAAGAGUGGGAAAAGCUACCAGAAUUCCUAAUGGCACAAGUCAACUGAAUAUAAAUAUAAAGGACAAGUUGCCUAAAGCCAUUGAGGCUGAAGGAAAGCCCAUCCCAAGAAGGUAGUCAGUGGUCAUGGUCUCAGGAAGAGAAGAGCCUAGGGAUCAGAGGAUGUUGCCUGUAGCUCUCAUGGCCAGGCCCUUUGCACUGAAAGCUUUUUCUGUCCUGAACAAGAGUUGAAUUUGGCCCAGCAAAUUUAGCAAAUAUUGACUCAGUGAGUCAGUGCUCUCCUUAGCUUGCAGAAUUAUGCAACAUGUCCUCCACGUAUAUUUCUUUAAAAGGAAAUUUAUAUCUGCCUGCAGUUGUGCUGUAUUCCAGGGCCUUUGACUGCUGGUUGCUAAUUGCACUCCCAUUACUGCUUUAAGCUUCUGCUCAUAUGAAUGAAAUGUGCACUCGUGCAAUAUGCUGUUUACUUUAGCAGCCCACACUGGAUAUAUUUAAAAAAAAAGGUAUUAAAACCCCAUAUUUUAUUUAGUGGUCUAGUAUUCAGAACCACAAAAUGCCAGCUCAGAGUGAAAGCAGCUGCACUCAACAGCAACACACAGCUUGGAGCACAUGGCUUAGGUAAACAUGCUCUGUUCUUGACCUUUUUUCUUUUCCUCCCACCCUGUCAAGAGAGAACAGCUUUCCCAUGAGCCUGCACACAUACUUUCUUGUGUUUCUUCAAAGUGAGAUGAGAUUAACAGCUCCUUGGGAGGAGACAAGGGAAAAUACCAGCCGCUGGUCCUUGCCUUAAAUGACCCUCUGUUUCCACGUUUCCUAAUUUCUUUGUGUAGAAAACAGCUGUGUCAGCCAGUUCCAUUUUCCUUUGAAGUUGUAGGCAGAAAACCCCUUUAUCCUUCCUUCAUCCUUCUAUUCUCUGAAUAGGUGUUUCUUAAACAAAUGAGCAAAUGAAAUUUGUGAGCGCAUCUGUUGCUUUACAAUUCCACCUACCCAUGAAAACUGGAAUAAUGGUUCCCUUGGUUGAGAGCAUCUGAGUGGGGCAGACACCUUCCAUGGUGGGCAGUGGCAAGGAAAACCUGUCACUCACACUCAAAAAGCUGUUUUUUCAGUGAAGUUGGAAGCCAUUCAUCUUGCAGUGCAGAGGGUUCAUGCCAUGUAAUGACACAGUGCAGUGACAUAUUUCUGAAUUAAUAACAGUCAAGGUUGGAGAGAAAAGGCAUAUUAUUCCUCCUCAGAAGUUCCAGCCCUCCGGUUGGGUUUGGGGAAGGGUUCAGUUUCUUAGGUUUCACUUGCUUUUUUUGGAAAGCAGAGGUGUAGGAAAGGAAAAGGAAGUUUCUUUUAAAAUGUAAGUAAAGGGCUACUCCCCAAGCCAGGCUCCAGGCAGCAGGCUGGAUGCCAAGACCAAGCUAAAUGUUAUGGGGUGUUCUUUGUGGAAUUUUCUAGGGGAGACAAUGGGAGGAGGCACCAGGCAUCUUUCUUCCUACUGAGAACAGAAAAAUGUGGAGGAGCAGACAAGUGUUUAUUAGGUAAUUUUUUCAUGACAAAGACUGUUUUUCACAAAUCCUUUCUGUAAACCUAAGCUGUGGGGAAAACAAACACUAAGCAGUUCCAAAGGAGCAACUCAAUUUUGUUGUGUUGAGCUGACUCUAAAAACCUACUCCUAAAGUAUCUCUGGGCUCAAUAAGUGAUCCAGCUGACAAUGACCUACUAAAAAACAAAGGCAAUUAUGUGGAACUGCAGAUGGCAAUGCUAUUUUCCCAUCUAAAGUCAGGGAUCCUGCUUUUUCAUCAUCUAACAGCUUGUUCAGCUAUGGUCAGCUGUACCAAUCAGGGAUAUAAAGCUAUGCUGUUUUGUUGUGCUUGUGUCAUAGAUAUGAAGUUUUCCUGUGAAAAGAUGGGAGUAAAAUACAGAACAAAGGGCUGUAUUUCCCACCAUGGCCAGGAACAGACUGUAGUAAAUUAUAUUCUUCACAUUAGUGUGAGACACCGUUAAAUUCUCUGGCAAGGCCCUAGAAAAACUGUAGAUAAGUAAAGGAAAUGUUAGUACAGUGUGAGUGAUAACCAUUGUUCUUGAAAGAUAUGUUGACAAUAAAUAUCUACAGACACUAUGGGAUAUUCAAAUAACUUGUGAUUAUUCUUAGUAAAAAAAAGUGCCAUUUUCUAUUUCUUGCCAAUGUAUAUAUAUAUGUAGAUAUGUAGAUAUCUAUUUUUUUAGUUUACAGUAUAUAUUUUUAAACAAAAUAAACAAAAUUAUGUUGUCCACUGGAA
Messenger RNA from Haemorhous mexicanus (house finch), 7692 nucleotides. It is a transcript of the gene MACC1, whose product is annotated as MET transcriptional regulator MACC1. The record is from RefSeq and is a predicted model, not a curated record. Gene Ontology annotation, cellular component: cytoplasm. The transcript is spliced from 5 exons. Lineage: Eukaryota; Metazoa; Chordata; Aves; Passeriformes; Fringillidae. Bases 326 to 2884 code for a protein of 852 amino acids.